Molecule: messenger RNA, 1253 nt
Organism: Aspergillus ochraceoroseus IBT 24754
Lineage: Eukaryota; Fungi; Ascomycota; Eurotiomycetes; Eurotiales; Aspergillaceae
Product: Dyp-type peroxidase
Exons: 1
Coding region: 288-1235 (315 amino acids)
Cellular component (GO): cytosol
Molecular function (GO): heme binding; peroxidase activity
Source: RefSeq, a predicted model, not a curated record
UCAAAAUCUAGAUCAAUUGGUUAUAUGCUGGAUGCUGUAUGAUGUCAUCACUGGGACGCUACAGUUUUCCCGGUCAAAUCUUUGGACAGUCUUCUCUCAGACCAUAAAUUACCGCCCCAAGAGACUAUUUAGGGGUGAACAUGUACAGAUAUAGCAUUGCUAUUCCUGAUCACUGUUUAAGGGGUUUCCGGUCUGGCAUUUGCAUUGGACCACGAUUCCCUUCUCCAACAAUCUCUCUCGCAAGAGGUGGAACCCAGAGCUUUUGGAGUCAGAAAUACAAACAAAACAUGAGCACUCGCGCGGGCAAUCCACAAGGCGUUGGCGCGCCGCUCACCCAGUGCGCCACAUUCCUGGUGCUGUCGGUGGUGAAGGGUGGUCCUGAAGCUGUGCGGACGGUGCGCUCCACGCUGGCGGGAAUCGAUGACCUGGCAAAGAAUGUCAGCUUUCGAGGUCUCAACUCUUCAUUUACCUGCACUGUUGGCAUAGGGAGCAAUAUCUGGGACGACCUGACGGGCCUUCCUCGUCCAUCCGAGCUACGCCCAUUUCAGGUGGUGAAGGGUAAAGCCCACACAGCGGUGUCGACACCUGGGGAUCUGCUCUUUCAUAUUCGCUCUGAACGAAGAGACUUAUGUUUUGAGUUCGAGAGGCAACUGUUAGACAAACUGGGUGAUUCAGUGACGGUCGUUGAUGACACGACUGGGUUUCGGUACUUCGAUGUGCGCGAUCUUCUAGGUUUCGUCGACGGGACAGCAAACCCCAUCGGGCCUGCAAUCCCAGACGCUGUAUUGAUAGCCGAGGAGGAUCCGGCUGCUGUGGGGGGAAGUUAUAUUGUGGUCCAGAAGUACCUGCACGAUCUGAAAGCGUGGAAAACACUUCCAGCGGAACAACAGGAGAAGAUCAUUGGCCGUACCAAGCUGGACAACAUUGAAUUAGAGGAUGCUGAAUCCGGUCAACAGUCGCAUAAGUCGUUAGCGACGAUCGUGGAGGAGAAUGGCGAAGAACACGAGAUUCUGCGUGACAACAUGCCCUUUGGUUCUCCCGGCUCAGGCGAAUUCGGAACAUAUUUUAUCGGGUACACAAGGCGAUUGUGGGUAAUUGAGAAGAUGCUAGAAAGGAUGUUUGUGGGCUCUCCUCCAGGCUUGCAUGAUCGUUUGUUGGACUUUUCCACGCCGAUGACUGGCGCAACGUUUUUCGCCCCAUCUGCCAGUGUACUGGCUAACCUUGAGAGUGACUAAGAAUGGGGUCUGAUGGAC